This is a messenger RNA of Penicillium hordei, 426 nucleotides long. Its product is annotated as TMEM14 family protein. The record is from RefSeq and is a predicted model, not a curated record. The coding region runs from base 1 to 426 and encodes 141 amino acids. The transcript has a single exon. Lineage: Eukaryota; Fungi; Ascomycota; Eurotiomycetes; Eurotiales; Aspergillaceae. Gene Ontology annotation, cellular component: membrane.
AUGCCACCAUCAACAUGUCACCACCAACAUGUCACCACCAACAUGCCACCACCCACCUCUUAUAUCUGUCCCAGACAAACCAAAACCGAAGCUAACAAAACCCAGGCCCCACCAACAACCUCUGCCCUAGCCCUCUCCCUCCUCACAAGUCUGGGCGGAAUAAUCGGCUACACACGGACUGGGUCCCUCCCCUCAAUCAUCGCCGGCGUCUCCGUCGGCCUCGUCUACCUCCUCUCAUUCCUGCGUCUGCGCGCCGGUCAAUCCUACGGCGAGGAACUUGGUCUUCUGGCAUCGGCUGUGCUGGGUGGAAGCUCUGUUCCGCGCGUGAUUAAGACGGGUGGAAAGCCUGUUCCGUUGGCUUUGUCUGUGCUAGCUACUUAUGGGCUUUUUGUUUUUGGGUUUGCGUUUAAGGAGAAGAGGGCGUGA